Bicyclus anynana (squinting bush brown) is the source of this 816-nucleotide messenger RNA. RefSeq names its product band 7 protein AAEL010189. The record is from RefSeq and is a predicted model, not a curated record. NCBI's taxonomy places the organism in Eukaryota, Metazoa, Arthropoda, Insecta, Lepidoptera, Nymphalidae. Gene Ontology annotation, cellular component: plasma membrane.
GUGUGUGACGUGUUCAUAAUUAUUGUACGAUCAUUUUUACGAAUAUCAACUAUGGCCACUUUUAUCGAAAUGUCUAGCCGGCAGCAACUAAACCCGAAUAUAAUAGGAUCCAACGAAGACAGUGACUCCGAAUCCAAAACAUGUGGGAAGAUCCUGGUGGUACUGUCCUGGAUAGUGGUACUCGCUACGAUGCCGUUUUCGCUUUUCGUGUGUUUUAAGGUCGUUCAAGAAUACGAGAGGGCUGUAAUAUUUCGAUUGGGACGACUACUAUCCGGUGGUGCUAAGGGACCUGGUAUUUUCUUCAUACUACCCUGCAUUGACACUUACGCUCGCGUAGACCUUCGAACACGCACCUACGAUGUCCCCCCUCAGGAGGUGCUUACUAAGGACUCUGUAACGGUGUCCGUCGAUGCAGUCGUCUACUACCGCGUACAUAAUGCUACAAUUUCUAUCGCCAACGUUGAAAACGCGCACCAUUCAACCCGACUGUUGGCCCAAACAACUCUCCGCAAUACAAUGGGAACACGACCUCUUCACGAGAUCCUUAGCGAGCGCGAAACGAUCUCAGGGAAUAUGCAAAUUUCACUCGACGAAGCGACCGAGGCUUGGGGAAUUAAAGUGGAGAGGGUGGAAAUCAAGGAUGUGCGUCUGCCUGUGCAAUUGCAACGCGCGAUGGCAGCUGAGGCCGAGGCAGCAAGGGAGGCACGUGCUAAGGUCAUCGCCGCUGAAGGAGAGCAGAAAGCCUCCAGAGCGCUCCGAGAAGCUUCUGAAGUAAUUGGUGAUAGUCCCGCUGCUCUGCAACUACGUUACCUGCAG